AUGACUUUAUACAGGACAGUAUGGGAAACAGCAAUUACCGCCUUUGCCGAAAGACAACCGUACAUUGACCUGAACACAAGCACUGGAGGGCCUCCGCGGUCCACGAUUAUGCUAGACUACAGGUCCGAGCCUUUCAUUUACAGCUGGUGGGCAGCAAUCCGGAACAAACACUUCCUACUGGCUGCUUGCAUGUUCAUGUCCGUGGUUCUGGCUAUUCUCACCGUACCACUAACGUCCUUCCUUUUCACAACUGCUGAAUACGCGUCCAACACUACCUUCCCAUUGUCUUUCGAAACAUCCUUCAACUCGAACCUCAUGGGGGAGCUACCUAACCUCCCUGAUUUGCGUCUACCUCUGGAUUCUGCUGCUGCAAUGCGGAUCCAGGACGCGAGUCGCCCGCCGUGGACGGAUGGGGAAUAUGCAUUUGCGAAAUUCGUUCCCCAAGAGGAGGUUGGGGACGGCAUCGUAACGCUAGAAACGACGGCAUAUUCGGCACAUAGUGACUGCAGAUACAUACCUGAGUCACAGUAUCGGAAAACCAUUCUUACACCCAACGAGACCGGAAUCCCAGCGUUGUCAAUCGGAAUAAAUGCAGACGAUCGUGGUUGCCAAAUCUCACAUUUCAUCAACCUAGGGCUCUCAACUGAUCAUCCAGUAACUAUGCUAAGGGUCUGGCCAACUACGUCAUGUUCUGCUGAUGCAGGAUGGAGUCGCUUCAGCAUCUUAACGGCACACUACACGGACGCAUCCGCCAGCGUUACAAAUUUCAGCCUUAUCUCAUGCGCGCCUUCAUACCGGAUCACUCCAGGCACAUUGGUCGCGACAACCGGCUCCAUACCGCCUUCAGUAAGGACUUUCUCUCCCCACACGUCGAACACGUCGUCGCAAAUCAGGCCGGACGCUCUAUGGAGAUUCUUUGAGACAGAAAUUCAAGCCCCUUCCUGCGUCGAUCCAAUGACCAAUGUUAAAAGCAAUGAAUUCGGGCUAUAUGUCUACAAAAUUGCUAGCAAGAAGAAUCUAGCCUCGCCUCUACUUCCGGAGACCAUAAUAGACGCAGCGGAGACGCUCUUCACCACCACAUUUGCAGUCUUCGCCAGCACGGUCCUCUUCAAGCCAACAAGCUCCCCAUUAAACGGCAUCGUCACGAUUGCUGUCUUGAACAUGUCUCUCUUCUCCUACGCACGCCAAGAAUCAAUGCUUUACGAAGAGCCGGUCGGCUUACUCAGCAUGGCUGGCAUUUUGCACAAUAGUGAUGUGAAUACCAUGGUUGAACCGCUUGUACAGAACCCAAGCUUCAAGGGAAAGACGAGGGAGGCGGCAAAGAGGUUAGACAAGUUCAACCAGCGCCGCUACUGCUUUGAUAAAACCGAGAGGAGAAUCGUCAGUCAGAGAGGAAUUCAAAUAUGUUCAGAAGGAGCCGCCAUAGAAGAUGGUCCAUUUGAAUUGCAGAUUUCGUCUUCUCAACAUGAUUAA
Endocarpon pusillum Z07020 is the source of this 1473-nucleotide messenger RNA. RefSeq lists its product as uncharacterized. NCBI's taxonomy places the organism in Eukaryota, Fungi, Ascomycota, Eurotiomycetes, Verrucariales, Verrucariaceae. The record is from RefSeq and is a predicted model, not a curated record. The transcript has 2 exons. The coding region runs from base 1 to 1473 and encodes 490 amino acids.